This is a messenger RNA of Paramecium tetraurelia, 363 nucleotides long. RefSeq lists its product as uncharacterized. The record is from RefSeq and is a predicted model, not a curated record. The transcript is spliced from 2 exons. Lineage: Eukaryota; Ciliophora; Oligohymenophorea; Peniculida; Parameciidae.
AUGCUAUUGUUAUUCGUGUUAGUGAAUGUAAAUAAUUUUAUUAAGUCAGAGCAUUCCCUGAGUAUUUCCUUAGAGCAAUAUGAUCUAGAUGAUAGUACACAUAUGCAAAAAGAAGAAACUCUAACACUUUUAGAUAUAGCAAAUGAACUUGAGCAAUAUCAUUUGUUUUAAGUUUUGGGAAUUGAAGCUCAGGAUAGAUAAAUGAAAAGGUUGGCAGUGGCGUCAAUAAUUUCUAUUUUAACAAUUGCUGCAUGCUGUGGAUGUUCAUAAAUAAUAUAAGCUUAUUCAAAAUCAUGCAAAUAGAAACUUCCACCUCCCAAAAAUUAAUAUAGAAGAAUAGAACAAAAUGCUGACUCUUUAUGA